UUUCUCGAUUCUCUUGCCCUAAAAGGUUGAAAAUUCAUGUCGAAAUUUGAUAAUGAAGUAUGCAUGAAAGUUGGGUUUAGGUUUUUGCAAGUUGGAGAGUGGAGACUGUAACUAGCUAAUGGAGUUUUUUUGAAGUCAAUGAAUGAUGCCCAAAGUCCAAUAAAUUAGAAAGAAAAAGACGUCUGCAUGAUUGAUUGCUUUCUUUUUGUCUACCUUUUGCAUGAUCUAUAAGUGCAUCAGUUGAAGAGUAAGUGAAAAUCAAUUAAGCUCUCUACUCUCCCUAAGCAGAGAUGAGAGUAAGUUUGAUGAUGGGGAAGCAUAGAUUAGCCAAUCUGAUUAUCCUGCUUCUGAACCUGGGAGCUUUGCUCGCUUCUGUUGCAUGUCCCGAAUGUCGACACCCUUCUCCUCCGCCAAAAUGUCCUCCUCCAAAGUUUCCACCCAAACAUCUUCCCAUUGUGAAGCCUCCAUUUCACCCUAAACCACCAAAACAUCCGCCCCAUCCUCCUAAGCCACCUAAGCCUCCUGUAGUAAAGCCUCCUCAUUUCCCCAAACCUCCAGUUGUAAAGCCUCCCUAUGUACCCAAGCCACCUUUUGUAAAGCCUCCACCUUAUACACCAAAGCCUCCCUAUGUACCCAAACCUCCUGUCGUAAAGCCUCCCCACGUGCCAGUGCCCAAGCCACCUUAUGUGCCCAAACCUCCUGUUGUAAAGCCUCCACCUUAUACACCCAAGCCUCCCUACGUGCCGGUGCCCAAGCCACCUGUUGUAAAGCCUCCACCUUAUACACCAAAGCCUCCCUAUGUACCCAAACCUCCUGUCGUAAAGCCUCCCCACGUGCCAGUGCCCAAGCCACCUUAUGUCCCCAAACCUCCUGUUGUAAAGCCUCCACCUUAUACACCCAAGCCUCCCUACGUGCCGGUGCCCAAGCCACCUUAUGUUCCCAAGCCCCCGGUUGUAAAGCCACCACCUUAUACACCCAAGCCUCCCUACGUGCCGGUGCCCAAGCCACCUUAUGUUCCCAAGCCCCCGGUUGUAAAGCCACCACCUUACGUACCCAAACCUCCCUACGUGCCGGCGCCUAAGCCACCUUAUGUUCCCAAGCCCCCAGUUGUAAAGCCCCCACCUUACGUACCCAAACCUCCUGUCGUCAAACCACCAACACCUUAUUACCCAAUACCCCCAGUCAUAUCACCACCAAUUCUGCCUCCAAAACCUCCUGUCUAUCCUAGUCCUCCCAUUGUGAAGCCACCAACACCGCCGAUUCUGCCUCCAACGCCUCCUGUCUAUCCGAGUCCUCCCAUCGUGAAGCCACCAACACCGCCAAUUCUGCCUCCAACUCCUCCUGUGAAGCCACCAACACCACCAAUUCUGCCUCCAGCGCCACCUGUCUAUCCGAGUCCUCCCAUUGUGAAGCCACCAACUCCGCCAAUUCUGCCUCCAACUCCUCCUGUGAAGCCACCAACACCACCAAUUCUGCCUCCAGCGCCUCCUGUCUAUCCGAGUCCUCCCAUUGUGAACCCACCAACACCGCCAAUUCUGCCUCCAACUCCUCCUGUGCAGCCACCAACUGUGCCUCCAAAGCCUCCUGUAAAUCCAAGUCCUCCUAUUGUGACGCCACCUCCAGUCGAGAAACCGUGUCCGCCACCACCACCACCCUUGCCAUAUCCACCACCUCCGGCGCAGCAAACAUGCCCCAUUGACACACUCAAGCUAGGUGCAUGUGUUGACGUGUUAGGUGGUCUAGUGCACAUUGGUAUAGGCAGCAGCGCAAAGGACGCAUGUUGCCCUGUGCUCCAAGGACUGUUGGGCUUGGACGCUGCAGUUUGUCUUUGCACCACAAUCAAGGUCAAGCUUUUAAAUAUCAACAUUAUACUACCAAUUGCUCUUCAGGUCCUCAUCGAUUGUGGCAAGACUCCACCUCCAGGAUUCCAAUGUCCAGCAUAAGGACAAGGUCAUGGAUCAGUUUGGAGGAGAAUAAGUUUUGGAAGGUUGAAGUAGAUAGUACAAUUCCAAGGAGAAUUUGUGCUUUAAGUUUUCUGUUCUGUUCUCAAGUUGAGAGCUAAUCAUGUAAUUGUAAUGUUGGGAAACAUGUUUGUUUGUUUGUUUUUUUUUUUAAAUGUCAGAGGUAGCUUGUGUUGGAGUUAAAAGUUUUACGUGCGUGGUUGCACUCUUCUUAGAGGAAUUUAAUUUUAUUUUGGGAUUGAAAAAGGGAAAAGGUAAAAUCACAUGCACAAACUCUAUUCAUUAGUACUGCGUCAAUUGAAGUCCACAGAAGUGGCAAUUAAAAGAAAGGUAGAAAAUGUACCCGAUGUUUUGACACUGUGCAACUGUAACUAGUUUGGUUCUCGUGUGUCCGUAAUUUCUUUUCUUUUUUUUUUUUUCGGACUAUAAACAACU
Messenger RNA from Durio zibethinus, 2396 nucleotides. RefSeq lists its product as uncharacterized. The record is from RefSeq and is a predicted model, not a curated record. NCBI's taxonomy places the organism in Eukaryota, Viridiplantae, Streptophyta, Magnoliopsida, Malvales, Malvaceae.